UUAGUUUGAAUGUGAUGCCAGGGAGACACAAUCUACUCGAGGCAAAUGAUGACAUGGGGUCUGAAGAUGGAUAUUACGAAGAUGAUUACUUACCAAAGGUAGAUAAUCUCCGAGCAGAUGGUUACGAGGAGGAGUUUAAGAAAGCUAUUUCAGUUCUUGAACAGAAGCACAAACACCCCAGAAAUGGAGAAGUUCACAACAUUUGUGAUACUCAAGUUAAGGAAAACGAAGACGAGUUGUAUUUAAAGAAGGUUAGUUUGUACAGAUCCGUGGCUAACAGACAAAGCAUGACUCGACGCAGUAUUGACAGUGAUCUUGACAAACUGUCUUCUUCUCUUAUCUCCAGCAAGGAGAGGUGGUCUUCACAGACAGAUGUAAACGAUGACGUCAGCGAUUUUACUGUUCAAGUUAAUGGUGAAGUUAAUGGUGAAGUUACUGGUGAAGUUAAUGGUGAAGUUAAUGAUUUUAACGACGUCACAGUUGAUGGUGAUGGUGACGUCACAGUUGAUAUUAAUGGUGACUUCACUGUUGAUGUUAAUGGUGAGUACGUAAGUUUACAAGCUCCUGAAAUGGAAGAUAACAAGGAAACAAGUCAGUGUUCUCUGCAAGUUCACAACAGUCCUAUCAGAUCUUCUCACAGUUCUAACAGUUUACAAUCAGACAACCGUAAGCUGAGCGACAACAAACUGAACGGUAGCUCAGUGUCACUCCCUCUGAACAGGACUCUCAGCAACCUCAGCCUCCAAGCUAAACAUCUGAACAAGAGCAAUUCCUCUGUCGAUUCCAGCUGUUCGAUGCCAGAUGGGUGGGAGAAGGUGGAAAGUAAAACAGGAGUCUACUACUGGCAUGUACCAUCUGGCACCACACAGUACCAACACCCUAACUUAUCUAGCAACCAGGAUCUGUCGGAGAAAGUUUGUCAGUUGCAGAUCUCUACACCUGAAACAGAGGAGCAGAGUUCAGUGUCACGUGAUCAGGACCAUACUUCACACCUCCCACCCGAACACCACAAGGUGAUUAACCUGGGAUACAUGGAGAUGGACGCUUCAACCUUAAAAGCAGCCAACAGUUCAGUUUCCAUAAACGAGUGUAUUAGAAAGCUCAGCUCAAUCAUGAACGACCCCUCACAAACCGAUAAUUUAAGCCUGCAAAUCCUGUUGUUUGAAGGGACCUACUUGAAACUUCUUGACUACAACAGCCGUGCAGUGUUAUCCAGACAGAACAUUUUAACCAUCAGGAGAUGGGGCGUAGGCAGCGAUGACGUCAGGAACUUUGCGUACGUGGUGAAGCAGAAGGGAACUAACAAUUACCGCUGUUUUGUCCUGCAUUGCUAUAACCCAGCCAGUCAGAUAGCACUCCACAUGAAGAACAUUUGUAAACUGGCGGCUGAGAAACGUGAAGAGGAGUUGAUUAAGGAGUUCAACUAUGAUCAACAGGAAGAUGUGGAAGGCUGUGUUGCACGCUGGUCCGAUCAGUUAGAAAAAAACCUGCAUAUGGACUACCGUGAAAUUGACUACGAAAGUCGUGAAAAGAUCAAGACUAAGGAUAAAACGACUCUGUCUGGCUGGGUUGUGGAUGCAGUGGACCUUGUUCGUCGGCAGAGUAGUCAGAUGUAUCUCUUGAAGGAGAUCAUCGAGUGCUUCAAGACGGAAGCACUAGCAGACAAAGAAAAGGUGAUCAGACUGCAGGGCCAGCUGCUGAUGCAGAAGGACGAACAACUACAGUUGCUUAAGACGUCUGUUGAGGAGACAGUCCAAACAACGGUGGAGUCAGGGAUUCAGAACUAUAGUGCAGCUGUUCAACAGAACAGUGCUAGUGGUACGGUCUGCAACAGUAAAAUCCUGAAGAAGGUGAUGAAGAGUGUGGCUGCAGAGGAGGACAGGAGCAAGAACCUGAUCGUGUUUGGGCUGAAAGAAGAGGAGGAAGAACAGCUUCCAGCGCUAGUUACCGCAAUUCUGAUGAAAACAGGGAGACUGAGGGAGACGCACAAAGAUGUAUGGAUAUGUCCAGACAGAUCCAGCGAAGAACGAGCAACAAGGAAGCAUCUGGUCACUGACCUGAAGAAGAAGAGGGCGGAACAGACUCAUCUCGACCACUACAUCCGGUACGGGAAGGUAUGUAGCCGUGAUAAGAAGUCAUCAUGA
Messenger RNA from Bolinopsis microptera, 2144 nucleotides. RefSeq lists its product as uncharacterized. Gene Ontology annotation, cellular component: cytoplasm; nucleus. Gene Ontology annotation, molecular function: transcription factor binding; amyloid-beta binding. Gene Ontology annotation, biological process: regulation of DNA-templated transcription. The record is from RefSeq and is a predicted model, not a curated record. The transcript has 13 exons. Bases 15 to 2144 code for a protein of 709 amino acids. Lineage: Eukaryota; Metazoa; Ctenophora; Tentaculata; Lobata; Bolinopsidae.